Molecule: messenger RNA, 3219 nt
Organism: Euleptes europaea (tarantolino)
Lineage: Eukaryota; Metazoa; Chordata; Lepidosauria; Squamata; Sphaerodactylidae
Gene: GUCY2C
Product: guanylate cyclase 2C
Exons: 27
Coding region: 1-3219 (1072 amino acids)
Biological process (GO): intracellular signal transduction; cGMP biosynthetic process; protein phosphorylation
Molecular function (GO): guanylate cyclase activity; peptide receptor activity; protein kinase activity
Source: RefSeq, a predicted model, not a curated record
AUGAGACAACAAAAGCUGGGCCAGACCUUUUGGACACUGCUGCUCUCCACCCAGCUGCUUUGGCAGACUGGUGAGGGCAAAUGUUUGAAAAAUGACUGUCUGAUCAAUGUAAUGAUGGUGAAUGACUACGGAUUCCCAGUGACCACAGAGAACAUAAAAAUAGCUGUGCGAUUGGGAUUGAGUAAGGUGGAAGAAGUCCUGAAAGAGAGCAAUUUGAGUGUCAAUCUCAACGCAACAUUUAACGACUUCAAUUCAUCUCUCUAUGUCUCACAAGGCUGCCGCACUAGCACUUGUGAAGGUGUGGAAAUCAUCAGGCAGCUAUUUAAUGAUGGUAAUCUUGGGUGUGCUGUCCUGGGUCCCGCAUGUACCUAUGCCACAUAUCAGAUGGUCUCAGUGGAGACAGUAAUGGGCCUCCCUCUGAUCUCUGUAGGGAGCUUUGGGCUGACUUGUGACUACAAAGUAAACCUAACACGGAUGAUGACACCUGCCAGGAAAGUGAGCUACUUCUUGGUUGAUUUCUGGCAAAAUUCCAGAUUGCCAUUCAAAGCUGUCUCUUGGGAAUCUGCUUAUAUCUAUAAGACGAAUAUAAUCACUGAAGACUGCUUCUGGUAUAUGAAUGCUCUCGAAGCUGGAGUUACAUACUUCUCUGAAAAAAUAAAAGACAGGGAGAUCAUAAGGACCCCAGAGCUGCUAAAGAAAACACUGACAAAUCCAUCUCGAAAAAGCAAUGUGAUCAUCAUGUGUGGCACCCUAGAGGACAUUGAGACAACCUUAGAGAAUGGAGAGGUGGAUGAGGACAUAGUUAUUAUCCUGAUAGAUCUUCACAGUAAUAAGUACUUUGAAAAUGGCUCUUCAUCCUUUGCGAUGCAGAAUGUCCUUGUCCUGACACUGAAACCACUGAACACUGCCUUGGUUUCUGAGAAUUCAGAAGAUUCCUACUUGCUGAAUGAUGACUACCUUGUUGGUUAUGUGGAUGCUGUUUUGCUCUUUGGAGAUACCUUAAAGAAAAUUCUUCUCAAGAAACAAAAUAAUUUUGCUGCUGCAGAUUUCAUUAAACACUUCCGGAGUGUCACAUUUCCAGGUAUACUGGGUCCUGUAAUACUGGAUGACUGGGGGGACAUCGAUGUCAAUUUCACCCUUAUGUAUACAUCUGUGGAUAAGUAUGAAUAUAAGACCCUCCUUCAGUUUGACACUCAACUGAAUGAGACAACGGCGAAGACAGACAAGCCAUCUUUCCGCUGGAGCAAAAACACUCUGCCUGAUGAUCUUCCUAGCCGUGGUCCACACAUUCUGGUUAUAGCUAUUUUCACACUUACUGGGACAGUGGUGCUGGUUCUGAUCAUCGCUCUGCUGGUGCUGAGAAAAUACAGAAGAGACAAUGAAAUGCGGCAGAAGAAAUGGUCGCACAUACCACCUGACAAGAUCCUGCCUUUGGAGACCAAUGAGACAAACCAUGUCAGUCUGAAGAUCGAUGAAGACAAAAGGCGUGACACCACCCAGAGGCUGCGACAAGGCAAAUAUGACAAGAAGGUGAUAAUCUUGAAGGAUUUCAAACACAAUGAUGGAAAUUUUUCAGAGAGACAGAAAAUAGAACUCAACAAGCUUCUUCAGAUUGACUAUUACAACCUGACGAAGUUCUACGGAACAGUCAAGAUGGAUACUAUGAUCUAUGGAGUGAUUGAGUAUUGUGAGAGAGGAUCACUGCGGGAUGUCUUAAAUGACAAAAUCUCCUACCCUGAUGUCACCUUCAUGGACUGGGAAUUCAAAAUUUCUGUCAUGUAUGAUAUUGCCAAGGGAAUGUCCUACCUGCAUUCAAGCAAAACAGAAGUCCAUGGUCGCCUUAAAUCUACAAAUUGUGUUGUGGAUAACCGUAUGGUGGUAAAGAUCACUGAUUUUGGAUGCAAUUCUAUUCUGCAACCUAAAAAAGAUCUCUGGACUGCUCCUGAACACCUUCGUCAUGGUGAUGUAUCUCAAAAAGGUGAUGUGUACAGCUAUGGAAUUGUAGCACAAGAGAUCAUCCUCCGUAGGGAGACUUUCUACACUAAUUAUUGCCAUGACCAUAAAGAGAAACUUUAUAGAAUAGAGAGCAGCAAAGGACCAAGACCAUUCCGGCCAGAUCUUUCCUUGGAUUCAGCAGGGGAAAGAGAGCAUGAAGUAUAUCUUCUUGUGAAAAGCUGCUGGGAAGAAGACCCAGAGAAGAGGCCUGAUUUUAAGAAAAUUGAAAGUACCCUUGCUAAGAUAUUUAGCAACUACCACAGCCAAACCAAUGAAAGCUACAUGGACACCUUAAUCCGCCGUCUGCAACUGUAUUCACGAAACCUGGAACACUUAGUAGAAGAGAGGACACAGCUGUACAAGGCGGAGAGGGACAGAGCUGAUAGGCUUAACUUCAUGCUUCUCCCAGGGCCUGUGGUAAAAUCCUUGAAGGAAACUGGACUAGUAGAACCAGAACUGUUUGAAGAAGUUACCAUUUACUUCAGUGACAUUGUGGCUUUCACAACCAUCUGUAAAUACAGCACUCCUAUGGAAGUGGUAGACAUGCUAAAUGAGAUCUACAAGAACUUUGAUCGCAUUCUAGACCAUCAUGACGUUUACAAGGUGGAAACUAUUGGAGAUGCAUAUAUGGUAGUAAGCGGUUUACCAAAGAGGAAUGGCAAUCGUCAUGCAGUGGAUAUUUGCAUGAUGGCACUAGAUAUACUCAGCUUCGUGGGCUCCUUUGAACUCCAGCAUCUUCCAGGCCUUCCUAUAUGGAUUCGAAUAGGAAUACAUUCUGGUCCUUGUGCUGCUGGUGUUGUUGGGAUCAAGAUGCCUCGCUACUGUUUGUUUGGAGACACAGUGAACACGACUUCAAGGAUGGAAUCUACAGGCUUACCUCUACGGAUUCAUGUAAGUGGUUCCACUAUUGCUAUCCUCAAGAGGACAGACUGCCCAUUCCAGUACGAAGAGCGAGGAGAGACUUAUCUGAAGGGCAAAGGAACUGAGAUUACCUAUUGGCUCACAGGAGUGAAGGACAAACAAUAUAACCUUCCAACUCCACCUUCUGUAGAGAAUCAGCAGCGCUUGCAGGCUGAUUUUGCUAAGAUGAUUUCAGACUCUCUGCAGAAAAGACAAACAGAAGAAUUCCAGAUGCGAAAGCUUUCACGCGUGCCUAGUUAUUACAAAGAUGCUCUCGAAUAUCUGCAAGUGUCUACUAUAGAAACAUCCAGCACUUACCUGUAA